Messenger RNA from Erinaceus europaeus (western European hedgehog), 5177 nucleotides. RefSeq names its product tripartite motif containing 65 (gene TRIM65). Gene Ontology annotation, biological process: positive regulation of autophagy. Lineage: Eukaryota; Metazoa; Chordata; Mammalia; Eulipotyphla; Erinaceidae. The transcript has 6 exons. The coding region runs from base 435 to 2003 and encodes 522 amino acids. The record is from RefSeq and is a predicted model, not a curated record. Gene Ontology annotation, molecular function: protein binding; zinc ion binding.
GGGAGGAAGAGAACGGGGGAGGCCCAGAGAACCUCCAAGUGGCCCUCAGCCAGGAGCCUCCAUGGGAUUCCAGAGGUCCUUGUCUAGGCAACAGGGCUGGGCUGUGGUUGUCUAGGGAAGUGAGGUGAAGGUCCCAAGAUGGGUGGGGCCCGAGAGCCGGACCCCAGGUACCCACCCCCGACACCCACCACCCACAGGAGCAGGGGACAAGUGGGAGCUGUGAGCGCAGUGGAGCCCGGGUGCCAGGCGCGCUGCAGCUGAAGGUCUGGAGGUGACAGGUGGCCCGAGGUCGUGGGAGCGGGGCUGUCCCGCCGGUCUCCCAGGCGGCCCUGGCGACUCCCGCUGCACCACCCCUCCGGCCCCCCCACGCCCGCGGAACCGCGGUCCCUUUAAGGAGGCCCGGCGGACCCGGACUUCCUGGUGCUGCCACGGCCAUGGCCGCAGAACAGCUGGAGGAGAAGCUGUCGUGCGCCAUCUGCCUGCUGCUCUACCGGGACCCGGUGACGCUGCCCUGCGGCCACAACUUCUGCGGGGGCUGCAUCCGCGACUGGUGGGGCGGCCGCGAGAAGGAGUGUCCCGAGUGCCGGGAGCCCUUCCCCGACGGCACCGAGCUGCGCCGCAACGUGGCGCUCAGCGGCGUCGUCGAGGUGGUGCUCAAGGGGCCUGGGUUCGAGCCCGCCCCCGCCCCCGCCCCGGACCCGGGAGCGCGCUGCCCCCGGCACGGGUGGCCGCUGGAGCUCUUCUGCCGCACCGAGGGCCGCUGCGCCUGCAGCGCGUGCACCGUGCAGGAGUGUCGCCACCACGAGAGGGCGCUGCUGCACACGGAGCGCCGGGAGCGCGAGGCACAGCUGAGGACUAUAUGGGAAGCCACCCAGCAGCAGGUCGCCCAGGCUAAGAGCCAGCUCCAUGAACUGCAGCAGCAGAGCAGGCAGAUCCAGAACUCAGCCAGUACCAUGGCUUCGGUGGCCUCUGGCAAAUUCUGCUGUCUGCUGCGUGCCCUGGAGAUGCGGCAGGCCUUGGCACUAAGGAAUAUCGAGACGGCCAGGACGCGGGCACUGACACAGGUCCGGGAAGAGGAGCAGCGACUGCAGACCCACCUGCAGGCCUUGGCUCACUAUGAAACCAAGACCCGGGGCCUCUUGGAGCAGCAGGAUGACAGGACCUUUCUCCAGGAAUCACAGCUCCUGGUGCCCCCAGGGCCUCUUGGACCACUGACUCCCCCUCAGUGGGAUGAAAACCAGCUGACGGACAGCCUGAAGCAGUCACUGAGCCGGCUGUGCAGCCUCGUCCUAGAGGAGGGGGACCCGCCCCAGGUCCCCGCUGAGGUUGUUAACCGGCACCCCCUGGAGGACCCAGGACCCCAUGUGCCAGUCCAGAGCCCGAUAUGUCCAGUGAGGAGGCAACUCUGGCAGAAUUACCGUAAUCUGACCUUUGACCCAGACAGUGCCAACCGCCACCUCCACCUGUCCCGGCAGGACCAGCGGGUGAAGCACUGCCGCAAGCCCCGUGGCCCAGCUGAGCCCAGGAACUUUGAGCUCUGGCAGGUGCAGUGCAGCCAGAGCUUCCACGCCGGGCGACACUACUGGGAGGUGCGCAUCUCCAGCCACUCGGUGACACUGGGUGUCGCCUACCCAGAGCUGCCACGGCACAAGCAGGGGUGCCACACAGACAACAUUGGCCGAGGACCCAGCUCCUGGGGACUCUGCAUCCAGGAGGAUGGCACCCAGAUCUGGCAUGACGGGCAGUCCCAGCGCCUCCCAAAGGUGUCAGGGCAGCUCCUAGGCAUGGAUUUGGACCUGACCUCUGGCCGCCUUACCUUCUACAGCCUGGAACCUGAGACCCAGCUCCUGCACACUUUCCACAACAUCUUCACCCAGCCCCUCUACCCGGUCUUUUGGCUCCUGGAGGGUAGGGCCUUGACUCUGUGCCAUCGGGCUGAGGCCAAGCGCCCUCCAGCACUCCAGUUAGAGACCUCGGGCUCCGCAGAAGAAAGCACAGGAUAGAGUUCUCUGACAACAGCAGGACCAACAUGCCUGUAUGGCAAAAACUGCCCCAGCCCCUAAGAAGAUAGGAGAGAGAGAGAAAGAACCAGACAUCACUCUGGCACAUGUGUGCCAGGGAUUGAACUCAAGACCUCAUGUUUGAGAGUCUGAUUCUUUAUCCACUGUGCUACCUCCCGGACCACUUGUUUUGAUUUCUAAUUUGGUGUCAGAGAUCAAACUUAGUGUCUCGUGCAUAUGCUCUGCCAUAGAGCCACCUCUGCAACCCUCAGAGCAGUUUUUUUUUUAACAAGCCUUUUUCAUAUUCCAGCAUUUCUUACAAAAAUUGGAAUUUAUCAACCCAUCAUUGGACAUUCGAUUUUUUUUUUUUUUAAUAACACUGCUCAGUUCUGGUUUAUGGUGGUGCUUGCACCUCAGAGUCUCAGGCACAGAAGCUUAUUACACAGCCAUUAUGCUGCCUCCCUAGGCCCCUCCACUUCACUUGGGUCAUGAGAGGUUGCAUUUUUUUUUUUUACAAUAUGUGUGUGUUAUAUCUAUAUGUAUAAAUGUUUAGCAAUGAAAGUUUUGUAUUGGGGAGUCAGGCAGUAGAGCAGCGGGUUAAGUGCACAUAGCGUGAAGGGCAAAACUGGCAUAAGGAUCCCGGUUCCAGCCCCCGGCUCCGCACCUGCAGGGGAGUCACUUCACAAGUGGUGAAGCAGGUCUGCAGGUGUCUCUAUUUCCCUUCCCCUGUCUUCCCCUCCUGUCUCCAUUUCUCUGUGUUCUAUCCAACAACGAUGACAUCAAUAACAACAAUAAUAACUACAAUAAGAAAUAACAAGGGCAACGAAAAGGAAAAUAAUAAUAAAAAAAAGCUUUGUAUUACAAAGGUAACAUGACCAGAUGUCUCUCUUUCUACCUGUCUGUCUCUUACCCUCUAUUAAAAAUAUUUUUAUGGCAUGCCAGGGGCGAGGGGAUUGAACUUGGGACCAUAUGCUUGAGACUUCAACACUUCAUUCACUUCACCACCUCGCAGGCCCUCUCUCAUCCUCUAUCUAGAACACAUAACUAAACAAAGCUCCGCUAGGAGCAGUGGAGUCCUGCAGGCAUAAAGUCCCAGUGCUAACCCUGGUGGCAAAAAAAAGAAAAAACUGGCUCACUUAAAAUAAUUGAUGGGAGGGAGUCGGGUGGUAGCGCAGCGGGUUAAGUGCACGUGGCACAAAGUGCAAGGAUGGGUGUAAGGAUCCUGGUUCGAGCCCCCGGCUCCACACCUGCAGGGGAGUCGCUUCACAGGUGGUGAAGCAGGUCUGCAGGUGUCUGUCUUUCUCUCCCCCUCUCUGUCUUCCCCUCCUCUCUCCAUUUCUCUCUGUCCUAUCCAACAGUGAACGACAUCAGCAGUAACAGUAAUAACCACAACAAGGCUACAACAACAAGAGCAACAAAGGGGGGGGAAAGGCCUCCGGGAGCAGUGGAUUCAUCACUGGUGCAGGCACUGAGCCCCAGCAAUAACCCUGGAGGCAAAACAACAACAACAACAACAAAAAUUGAUAUUAGGUGUCGGGCGGUAGUGCAGUGGGUUAAGCGCAGGUGGUGCAAAAGCACAAGGACUGGUGUGAGGAUCCUGGUUCGAGCCCCCGGCUCCCCACCUGCAGGGGAGUCACUUUACAAGCGGAGAAGCAGGUCUGCAGGUGUCUAUCUUUCUCUCCCCCUCUCUUUCCCUCCUCUUUCCAUUUCUCUCUGUCCUAUCCAACAACGACGACAUCGAUAAUAACUACAACAAUAAAACAGUAAGGGCAACAAGUGAAUAAAUAAAUAUUAAGAAAAAACAAUGGUGGUCCGGGAGGUGGUGCAGUGGCUAACCCACUAGACUCUCAGGCACAAGGUCCUGAGUUCAAUCCCCGGCACCUGGCAGCACAUGUACCAGAGUGAUGUCUGGUUCUUUCUCCUCCUAUAUUUCUCAUUAAUAAAUAAAAUAUUUAAAAAUUUCUUUAAAAAAUAAUUUAUAUUUUGUACAAUCAACCUCAGAACUGAUAGAGGAAAUGCAAUGUCAAAAUGUCACUCCCUGGCUCACCCCAGAAGGUGACAGUGGAUGAAGUGUUGAAUCCACAACAACAAAGCCUGACUCGAGUCUCUGCCAUGGUGUGUGCUAGACUGGUGCCCUGCUAUUUGUUCUCAUUUCUUCCCUCUCAGACACAAAUAUCUAGGACUUGAAGAGAUGGCAUAGUGGUCAUGCAAAAGAUUUUUUUAAAAAUUAUUAUUAUCUUUAUUUAUUUACUGGAUAGAGACAGCCAGAAAUUGAGAGGAGGAGGGGGAGAUAGAGAGGAAAGAGACAGAGAGACACCUGCAAACCUGCUUCACCUCUUGUAAAGCUUUCCCCCUGCAGGUGGAGACUGGGGGCUCAAACCUGGGUCCUUGUGCACUGUAAUAUAUGUGCUCAACCAGGUGCACCACAAAAGACUUUUAUGCUUGAGAUUCCAGCAUCCCUGGCACCAUGAUAAACCAGAGCUGAGCAGUGCUCUGGUAAAAAAAAAAAAAAAAAAAAAAAGCUGGUGGUGGCUCACUUGGUAGAGUAGCUACUUAACCAGGUGUGCCAGCAUCUAGCCCCUGCUGCUGUUUUUGUUUGUUUGUUUUGUUUUUGUUUUGGUGUUACUAGGGCCUAUGCUGUGGGCUUCUCCCACUGCCAUGUGGUGACCGGGCUGUGCAAAUGCAACACAGACACCUACCCUCACAGUCUUUUUUUUUCCUUUCUCUUUCCAAUAUCAGCUGGAGUGAGAGAGACAAACACCCUGGCACUCUGCUACUGGUGAAGCUCCCCCAGCCUGAUGUUUCCAUGUGGAUUGGGGGACUCUUGCAUGCUGAAGUGUGUCAAGCCCUCUACUGGGAGAGCUGUCUCCUGGCUUCAUAUCGAUCUAUCUAUAGAUGUGAGAUACAGAUAUAGGUUUGUUUGUUUGUUUAUAGAGACAGAGAAACGGAGAGGGAAGGGGGAGAUAGAGAGGGAGAGAAAUAGCUGGUCAUCCCACACAGUAAUGUGUGCUCCUCAGCGCACCACUGCCCAGCCCUUGGUUCCGUAUUUUUAACAUUAUCGAGGGUAUAACUUACAUAUAAUACAGUGCACCAGGGUGGGGGUAUAGCAUAACAGUUAUGCAAAGAGACAGUCAUGCCUGAGACUCUCAAGUCCCAGGUUCAAGCCCCCGCACCACU